Messenger RNA from Pistacia vera, 711 nucleotides. RefSeq names its product glutathione S-transferase U17-like. NCBI's taxonomy places the organism in Eukaryota, Viridiplantae, Streptophyta, Magnoliopsida, Sapindales, Anacardiaceae. The record is from RefSeq and is a predicted model, not a curated record. The transcript has 2 exons. Gene Ontology annotation, biological process: glutathione metabolic process. The coding region runs from base 1 to 690 and encodes 229 amino acids. Gene Ontology annotation, molecular function: glutathione transferase activity. Gene Ontology annotation, cellular component: cytoplasm.
AUGGUGAAAAGUGACGUGAAGGUUUUGGGUGCAUGGCCGAGCCCAUUUGUGAUGAGGGCAAGAAUCGCCCUCAACAUCAAAUCUGUGGACUAUGAGUUCUUGGAGGAGACACUUGGAUCCAAAAGUGAACUUCUUCUCAAAUCAAACCCAAUUCAUAAGAAAAUUCCUGUUCUCAUACAUCAGGAUAAACCUGUUUGUGAAUCUCUCAUUAUUGUUCACUACGUCGAUGAGGUUUGGUCCUCUGGUCCCUCCAUUCUUCCUUCUGAUCCCUACGAUCGUGCCAUCGCCCGAUUUUGGGCCGCCUAUCUUGAUGAGAAGUGGUUUCCUUCCAUGAGAGGAAUGGCGAGUGCCCAAGGAGAGGAAGCCAAAAAAGCUGCAGUUGACCAAUUUGUGGAAGGUCUGAAUUUGAUGGAGGACGCUUAUGUGAAGUUGAGCAAAGGGAAGCCUUUCUUUGGAGGGGACAAAAUUGGGUACCUUGACAUUGCAUUCGGUUGUUUCCUGGCGUGGCUGAGAGUGACAGAGAAGACGAGUGGGAUGAAGUUUCUUGAUGAAGCCAGGACUCCUCAUUUGGCCAAAUGGGCUGUGAGCUUUUGCGCUGAUCCUGCUGUGAAGGAUGUCAUGCCUGAAACUGAGAAGCUCGCUGAAUUUGCUAAGCUUCUUGCCAAGUUCAAACCUGCCGCUCCAAAAUAAUUUCAUUCUGAGAUUAAAUUA